AUGACCAAGACGGUGAUGAUGAUGAUGGCCCAACUAACGACGGCGACGGAGCAGAUCGACUUGACGGCGGAAGACAGUCGCUGUAUCUUAUUACUCGACUUUCGGAAGGCCUACGAUACUGUGGACCGAGAUUUCUUAUACGAGUCCAUGCGUCUAUUUGGUUUUACAGAAAGCUUUAUUGACCUCAUCUGUCGGAUCCACACGGGCACGACUGCAACUUUUGUCGUUAAUGGAGGUCAAUCCUCCGCGCUCCCGGUGCGUUCCGGAAUCCGGCAAGGCUGCCCGCUUGCGCCUCUCCUCUUUUACUCGUAG
Messenger RNA from Peronospora matthiolae, 312 nucleotides. Lineage: Eukaryota; Oomycota; Peronosporomycetes; Peronosporales; Peronosporaceae. The record is from the annotation of a GenBank genome assembly.